This is a messenger RNA of Seriola dumerili (greater amberjack), 1766 nucleotides long. RefSeq names its product myeloid-associated differentiation marker homolog. The record is from RefSeq and is a predicted model, not a curated record. Bases 247 to 1098 code for a protein of 283 amino acids. Lineage: Eukaryota; Metazoa; Chordata; Actinopteri; Carangiformes; Carangidae. Gene Ontology annotation, cellular component: membrane. The transcript is spliced from 2 exons.
GGGGAUGAGAUGAGGGGGAUGCGCCGCCAAGUACGCACUCCGUUACAGGAACUCUAAGCUUAUUGAAGAAAAAAAAAAAGAUGAACGAUAACACGGAGCCAAGCAAUCGAAUAGGUGAAAAACAUCCACAGAGUAUGUGACAAGCUUCCAACACAGGAUCUCACAUUCUGUUUUAAAGACUUUAUCUUGACCCUCGCUGGACCACAGAAGCCGCUUUCAACUCCUGACUGACUGUGAUAUCCCAUCAUGCCACUGAUCAUGUUUCCCACCUCCCAGCUGCUAUGGGUGCGUGUAGCUGCCCUGUUGUUCACCUGCGUGGCUUUCAGUGUUGCAGCACACGGAGCCAACAUCGGCGGAGGCAUGGCCGACUGGUGCAUCUUCUGCUGGGCGUUCAGCUUCGCCUGCACCCUGCUGGUCCUGCUGGUGGAGCAGUUUGGCCUCCAGGCCCGAGCACCGGUGUCCUGGUCAAACUUCCCCAUCACCAUAGCUUGCUACGCCACCCUCCUUUGCCUCUCUGCCUCUGUUAUCUUCCCGCUCUAUUUCCUCAAGAACCAGCAAUAUGUCAGUGAUGCUGCUCGUGACCAUCGCAUCGUCUCCACCGUCUUCUCCUGCCUGGCGACGGUGGCCUACAUGGGGGAGGUGAGCCUGUCUAGAGCGAGGCCAGGGGAGGUGGCAGGUUACAUGGCUACAGCUCCGGGCUUGUUGAAGGUGUGCCAGACCUUUGUGGCCUGCGUCAUCUUCAUCCUGGUUAGCAACCCUGUGUCAUACGACAGUCAUGCAGCUCUCAAGUGGUGCAUGGCCGUGUACUGCAUCUGCUUCAUCCUAUCCAUGGCUGUGGUGGUGCUGUGUGUGGGCGAGUGCACAGGCUGCCUCCCCAUCCCGUUCUCCAAGUUCCUGUCGGCAUACGGGCUGCUGGCGGUUAUCAUGUACUUGACCGCUACCAUCAUCUGGCCUGUGUUUCAGUUUGACAAACAGUACCAGGGUAGAAGUUAUGGGUCGUCAAACCUGAUCACUGUGGCCGUGCUCACUGCCCUCAACUUCCUGCUUUACCUCGCUGACCUGGCCUACACUGCCAGACUAGUGUUUGUCACUGUCUGAGAAGAAGAAAUGAAGGAAGGAGAGGCACUGAGUGAUGAAGAGAAUAAAUAAACUAGCUUGAGUGGCUUUGCAGAGAAGUGUAGCUGAUUUUGAAUUUCUGACAAAAAAGACAUGACUUUAACCUUUUGCUGCCUAAUUGUAAAAUGCUGGAAUUAAAUGUCCUGUUGAUACAUGGAAAGCCCAAUAAAUCAAAAGCUCAUUUACAUCAUGUGUGUGUGUAUACGUGAGCACAGUACUAGUUUGUAUAUUUCCAAAUAUCUGCAAUGACAGUAAUUAACGUCCAGUGUGACCUUUGUUAAGUAGAAGGUGAAAGAUCUAAGUGUGACACAAUUAAAACAAUAUGAGGUCUGUUCAAAUCCAAUGAAGUCAAACACACUGAACGAAACCAAAAGUGAAAAGGAAAUGUUGCUUUUUUUAUUUUUUAAUGUUUAAUCUAUUUUUUAUUGGACAGAAAUGUAUUUAUCCGAGACACACAUGUAAUCUUUGGUUUCUGAUGGAGAAUACACAACCCACCAAAAGGAUUUUGUUCCAUAUGAUUCUUAUUAUCUUUUGUUAAUAAGGUUUUGGGAGAAAAAAAAUACUUCCAAAGUAUCAGUAUUGAAACAAGAAUGUAAUUUGAGCACAUUAAGCUUUUAGUGAAACCAAUAAAUAUUUUGUGUUGAAAGGAA